Messenger RNA from Symbiodinium natans, 309 nucleotides. NCBI's taxonomy places the organism in Eukaryota, Dinophyceae, Suessiales, Symbiodiniaceae. The record is from the annotation of a GenBank genome assembly.
AUGCGGAUCAUGACUCCGGAGCACUCCGUAGAAACCGUGGAUGAGGACGACGAGUUUGCGUCCGACGCGAAGUCGCCCGCAUACGACCCGUACCUCGAGGACUAUGUCCUACAGCUGGAGAAGCAGCUGUCGGUGAAAGCCGGCAUGCUCGAGGAGGCUCUGCGCCUCCAUCGCAGCUUCCACUUGCGCCUCUUGACCUUGGAAGAGGGCCUUGCCUGGAAGGACAACCAGCUGGCCGAGCUGGCCCAGCAGUACGAAGAUGCGUCGCUGAAGGCAUCUCGGGUUGCGGGGUCUGAUCUUCAGCUUUAG